UUUGUGAAGGACAACUCGGAGAUAGAAAACAGCAUCGGGGGGCAUAACCAAUGGCAGAUGAAGGGGCAAGUGAUGCUUCAAGUGAUUCAAGCAACACUUUCUGGGAUUUGGCCACUUGUGCUGCUACUGUGGCAGCAUAUGCGGCCGAAAAUCCUAAUGCAAUGGCCAUGGAUAGCCAAAUGCAAGCGGCACCUGUGGCCUUCGAAGUGCACGAGGCUACUGGGCGAGAAUGGGUGGAAGCUAGUUUGAGGGACCCAUGGAGAUGCUAUGAGAAUUUCCGUAUGAACAGCGAGACAUUUCAUAAGCUGCAUAAAAUUCUAGUUGUCAACCAUGGGCUGCAGUCUACUCGAGAGUUCGGGUCCAUAGAGGCUUUAAGCAUGUUCCUAUGGGCAUGCGGGCACAAGCAAUGCAUGCGACAGGUGAAAGAAAGACUUCGUAGGGCAUUGGGAACAGUAAGCCAGAAGUUCGGGGAAGUGUUGCGUGCUAUGGUGUCAUUUGCAGAUACAGUGAUUAUGCCAAAGGAUCCGACUUAUAUCACAGUGCAUCCGGCUUUGCGGACGUACUCACCUUUGUUCGACGGAUGCAUAGGCGCUAUAGAUGGAACACACGUACCUGUGUGUGUUUCUCGAAGGUCACAUGAUGAUUACCUCAACAGGAAAGGUUGGCCAAGCCAGAAUGUUUUAGCUGUAGUUGACUUUGACAUGAGGUUCACAUUUAUUGGAGUGGGGAUGGCGGGAGCUGUGCACGACAUGGCAGUGCUUAGGGAGGGGUGGACGGCUCGAACAUUCCCUCACCCACCACCAGGAAGAUAUUAUUUGGUGGACUCAGGGUAUGCCAAAGAGCGUGGGUAUUUGGGACCGCAUCGCCACAACAGAUACUGGAAGGAGGAGUUCAAAUAUAGGGGUCCUGAGCAUUUGCAAGAGUUGUUCAACUACCAUCAUUCGAAACUGCCUAAUGUGGUUGAAAGGACAUUUGGGGUCGCCAAAAAUAAGUGGCAAAUGUUGAAAGUCGGUCCGAUGCUGGUACCUCCACUAAGUGAGUAUUCCAAUCAGUGGGUUGAGUCAAAUGCGGAAGAUGACAUGGUAACUCUCCGUGAUUGGAUUACUACUUGACUUGGAGUAAUGGGGUUCGGGCUUAGAUGAUCUGCAGUGGAACCUGGAAUGAAGGAGAAGCACAGGACAAUGUUUAUUUUGGUCCCUACGGUUUCAUGAAGUUGGAUGUGCCUGUAUGUUGGCUUAUUUUGGUACGGAGGGGUUCAUGAAGUUUGGAUUUGUGACUGUAGUGCAUAAUGCACAACCACUUGGCAAUUUGGUAAUUGGCUGACCUUCAUUCGGUUGUAUGAAUACAUGAUGAUAAAACUGGUGAUUGCUAACUAAUUUGGGUGCAAAUUUUGCACCAGAAGUAGGCGCCAAAA
Messenger RNA from Panicum virgatum (switchgrass), 1414 nucleotides. RefSeq lists its product as uncharacterized. Lineage: Eukaryota; Viridiplantae; Streptophyta; Magnoliopsida; Poales; Poaceae. The record is from RefSeq and is a predicted model, not a curated record. The transcript has 5 exons. Bases 51 to 1112 code for a protein of 353 amino acids.